AUCCCAGCGGCGGCGAUGGACAGGGUCAGCCUGCUGUGGCGUCUGAGGCGUCGGGCUCGCCGUGGAGCCAUCUGCAUGGCCUUCUUCUGCAUCUCCAUGGCUCUGCUCUACGCCAUCUGUGCUGAAAACAGCGUGCCCGUCACAGACGCCAUCUUCGGGGUUCGGGCAAGAACCCGGGCUCAGCCUCGAGCGCACUCAGUCAUCAAGGUGCUGAGAGGCGGAGCCAAGCCCAUGUACAUCGACCCCCAGAAGCUCCCGGGCGUCGUCCCAGGUGACCCACGCCGCCCCAUCCCGGUCCUCUCCUCGCCAAACAGAACCCACGAAGCCGUGGAGUCGGCGUCAAAGCGUAAGACGAGAGAUCGAGAGCCGUCGGGCUUCUUCACCCGGAUGCUGCCCCGCCCCUUCACCCGGGCACUGGAGACCCUGUUCGGAGGACGCAGGAAGGGGGAGCCGAGCGGGAGAGGCGGCGACGCCGAGUUCUUCGGGCCUCACGGGCUCCUGGGGGAGGUCUGGGACGACGAGAUGUCCAGUAGCAUGCUGGGAAACCGACUGAGGAAGGUGGUGCAGAACUAUCAGGCGAUGAAUAAAUACGGCGUUGAGCUCUCCGGUCCCGGCGCUGUCCCCAGCAGACGCAAGCUGAGCGGCCACGAGCUUCUCUGCCAGCUGAAGGACAAGGUGGAGGUCGCCACGUUGACGCCUGAACUCCCGCCGUUCUCGUCGCUGCCGUGGGCCGCCCAGCUGCCGUCGCAGCCUCUGACGUCAGACCUGGGCCCGUACAGGAGCUGCGCCGUGGUGUCGUCUGCGGGGUCGCUCCGAAACUCUGGACUGGGCCGAGAGAUCGACUCCCAUGAGGCCGUGCUGCGCUUCAACGCCGCCCCGACCACCGGCUACGAGAAGGACGUCGGCGCCAAAACGACGAUACGCCUCAUUAACUCACAGGUGAUGGCGUCUGAUGACCAUCGCUUCCUGUCCAGCUCUCUGUACAGCUCGGGUGCUCUGGUGGCCUGGGACCCCGCCCCCUUCUCUGCUGACCUCACUCAGUGGUUCAACCGGACAGACUACCCCAUCUUCACCCAGUACCAGAGGUACAGGAGGCUCCACCCCCUGCAGCCCUUCUACAUCCUGCAUCCUCGCUUUGAGUGGCAGGUAUGGCAACGAAUACAAGACAACAUGGCCGAACCCAUCCAGAAGAACCCACCUUCCUCCGGCCUGCUCGGCACCGUCCUGAUGAUGUCGCUGUGCGAGGUAGUACACGUUUACGAGUUCCUGCCGUCUCGCAGGAAGACGGAGCUCUGCCAUUACUACCAGCGCUUCUUCGACGCCGCAUGCACUCUUGGCGCUUACCACCCGCUGCUGUACGAGAAGAACCUGGUCAAACGGAUGAACCAGGGCGCCGACCGCGACAUCUACAACCACGGACGAGUCACGCUGCCCGGCUUCAGCAAGCUGAACUGCAGCCAGGCUGAACGCUGAGCACACACACACACACACACACACACACACAGACACACCCACACACACAGACACACACACAGGAAGUGACGCAGAACGCUGCAUGAAGACUCUUAUGGAUUCAGACGCAUGAAUACUUCAUACCCACUAACGACCCCUGAAGAACGCCGUACCACUCAUUAUGUAUACACACACAGACACACACACACACACACACACACACACACACACACAGACACACACACACACAGACACACACACACACAGACACACACACUGACUCUUAAAGGACCGUUCGGCUGUUUUAAGGUUCUCAGUCACUGACGAGCGUCUUAAAGUGAACAAACGCGGUAACUGAUCAUAAAAGUCUGUAACCAUGACAACCAUCAACUGCGUUCAGUUGAAAGUCACCAGAUGACACGGUCACGUUUUAAACCGUAACACCGUAACCAUUGUUGGAUCUUUACUUCUGUAACUCUACGUCUUUGUUCACAGAUUAACGGCUAGUAAAGUUUCACCACCUUCGCUCGCCGCUGAUAACCUCCGUGACCUUUAAAGGAGAUCUGUUGAUCCAGAUGCAAAUACAGAUGUGUAGAAUCACGAUGUUGGCCGUCCAGACUACGGCCAGACUAUCCCAUCCAGUCUGUACUGUCCAGACUAUCCCUGAUAGUGGUGGUUUCCUGCUGCUUGGCGAAAACUUGGCAAGAACCUGACGUCAGGUUCUGGCGACAUAUCAGAGCAUGGAGUUGUAGGACACGCCCACCUCAGCAGCUCUUUCAAGGACUCGCCCACCAGGAAGCUCACUCAGAUUUCCCUGCAACUGCAAACAGAGAUGGCCAAUCUGAGGAGAGUGGGCAUAUGGGGGGGGGGGCCUUAAAGAGACAGUAACUGAAAUGAAGCGUUUCAGAGGCUGAGGCUGAUUUACUGACGGACGCCACGAUAAUAUAAAGAAGGAGGAGUCCCAGAGUGACAUCAGUGAGGAUCAUAGAUCUCCUUUAACGCUCGCCAAUCAAUGCACGACUCAUGACGUUACGUCUUCAAACAGCUGAUUAUUGUCAACAAACUGUGUUCAGGAACUGUCUGAACAUCCUGAACUUCUUAAAGCUCAGAACCCGACUGAUGACAGACUGUGGCGCCUCGUGUGUUCAGGUGUAAAAACGUGCGGCGUUUUUUGUUCCUGUGGGUUAGGGUUGUUAGUUGGACUGAAACGUGUAAACAGCUGAUUGCACGACCGUUUAAAUGUAAAUACUGUAACAUAGGAGUCUUUCCACCAGGGGGCGCUGAUCACUGCCGACUCUGCUCCCACCUCAUCCCGAGGACCAAUCAGGUUCAGUGCUGUACCAGUCUGAGGACCAAUCAGCUUCAGUGCUGUAUCAGUCUGAGGACCAAUCAGCUUCAGUGCUGUAUCAGUCUGAGGACCAAUCGUCUCCGAGUGUAUUUCCGACAGUCUGCAGUCGAUUUUGUUCCGGCUGUAAAAAACGUUUCCCAGAUAUUAAAACUGUAAAUAAAACGGCAGUAACUCGCAGGACUUUACGACUCCACUCUGUGAAGAACGUUUUCUUUAGUCCAAAUAUUCAAACUAACGUGAAGAAGGAACCCGGUGAAGAAGCUGCUAGCUAACGUAGAUAGCCUACUUUAACUUCCUGUAUAAAGUGUAAACUAAUGAGAAACUAGCAUAGCGGCUUUUCAGCAGACAUCAAAGGAUUUAACACACUAGCUAGCUAACAUCAUAUUUAAUGCGACAUAAGGGAUUUAAACUAGCAGCUGCUAAGAUGCUACUGUAGUUAGCUUGACCUUCAACUGCCUGAACGCCAACACUUUAAGACAUAAACCUCACGUACGGGACCUAAAGGGUUAAAGUGCUAACCACAACGUUUAGUGAGCGCAUGUGAAACUCUUUGAGAUAUUCCGGCUCACAGAAAUGGCGAGCGACCCUCAAACUAAAAGACGUUUGUGACACCUUGUCGUGCUCACGGGAUCGUUUCUGGCGAGUUUUCUGUGCUGACUUUUAACCUCUCUUGUUUUGCCCACGUGACCUUCGGGGCUCCGUAGUGAAGAGAUGACAUCAUAUUUAUAUCGGAUUAUUCCUGCUGCAUAUGCACAGUUCACGAUGACGUAGCGUAGCAUCAGGAGAAAACCAGAAUGAGUUCAAUCUGUGACGAACACAAAUGAUCCUCGAUAUAAACGUGUACUGCUCCGCGUUAGCCAGGUCAUUAGCAUGCUAACUACACCUGCUUGGAUCUGAUAUUUGAAUGGGUGAUUGUUGAAUAUAUUCUGUUGAAUUAAUGCACCACUAGGUGGCGCUGAUGACAAUAAGGAAUCAUAACUCACUUGCUGUAGGACUUUUUAAGCGCUGGUUUGUAUGAAACUAAAGUUUUUUCUGUUAAGAGGGAAAUGAGUGAACACCUGUCGGUUUAAAAAUGCGAAACACACUCGUGGUUCCCAGAGGAUGAAAAUCUGAUGUGGUUGUCCUUUUGAUGUAGCGCCAUCAUCAGGUCAAAAAUGUAAUCACAGUUUGGUUAAUGACACCUGAAGGAGUUCGAUCUUUUCCUUCAGUUUCAGCUGUACUUUGUGUUUUACACUUGUUAGCGAGUGUUAGCAUGCUAACACGCUAAGCUAAGAUAGGGAACAUGGUUCACCUGCUGAACAUCAGCAUGUUAGCAUCGUAAUUGUGAGCAUGUUAGCAUGUUGAUGUUAGCAUUUAGCUUGUAAAUAUUUUGUGUUGGAUUUGCUUUUUACAUGAUGAGACCUCUGAAGGCGAUGUUCAGAGGACAGCAGGUGGCGCUAAGGACUCAACGUGGUCCUAGAAGCUUUAGCUCAGGUGUGACUAGCAUACCGAUGUUUAGGGUUACGGUCGGUCAUUUGAAGCUAAAGCAGUCCAGAAACAAACAGGCCGCUCUUUUUUUACCCUUUAUGUUUCAUGUUGUUUUGUUAAGACGUCGUCAGGAGGGAACUCUUGAAUUAUCGAUGUCACUGAAGAGGAAACGAGGAGAACGUUUUCUCCCUAUGCAGUCUUAACUCCUUCUUCAUGUCGGCCGUCAGCGUGCGUCUGAAACCUGUAGACGAUUGAUCGGAGCGUACGGAUGCACUUCUGCUUUUCCUUCGUGCUCUUGAGAGGAACGGUUGUCGAUCUGAUUUGAUCUUUGGUCCCAUUUAUUAGCUUUGGUCCCAUUUAUUAGCUUUGGUCCCAUUUAUUAGCUUUUAGCGAUGCUAGCUUAGCUGUGUGAAUGGCCUUACACACAAAUCUGAAAUAUCUCAACUACCAUCCAAUGUGUUAGUUCAAACUUUGGUACGGAUGUUCACGGCUCCCUGAGGAUGCAUCCUGCUCACUUUGGAAAGUCUGGCUUUCUCUAUAGCGCCACCAUGAGGUAGAUAUUCCUUUUGUUCCAUGUCAGAACUCCCAGCCUAUUUGGAGUUUGUUUGAGACAAUCGUGGUCCCCAGAGGAUGAAUCCUUUUAACGUUGGUGGUUUCUGGAUGAAGCUUGUUGAGACUUCAUGAUCCAAACAAGAUCAAUCCCACUAUCUCUGUUAGAUCUUACAUUUCCUCUGCUGCCCCCUGCAGGUGUUUAUUUUUAGUGUUUUAAUAACUGCUAACCUGGUUUAGUGAGCUGCUGUGACGUUCAUGAUCCUCUGACUUCAGGUUUAUUCUGUGAAACAUCUCAGUCACUCUGGAUCCUCAGAGGAUUUAUCCUGAUGACUUCUGGUUUUCAUUGUGCUUCUGUAGUUUUGUAGUUUUAGUGAAAGACCCCUUAGUGGAGGGUUCUCAUGGAUUUGAGUCUGGGGGGGGUUCAUGGUUCCCAGUCGAUGCAUCCUCGUACCUUCGUUGAUACAGAUUUCAGCACCGCCAUGACAUUUUUGGUUUUGAGGAACGUGUUGGUUGUGAGGAAAUGUUUAUUUUCCCCUUUCAGACUAAAUUGGAAUAACAUCUGUGAUCUCUGAACGCUUCAUUUAGCGCCAUCAUGUGGCCAGAGUUUGUGUUUGUCCACUCGGUUUUAUGACCACAAACCUGCAGAGAAUCACGUUCUCAUCAGCUCCGGCUAGUGCUAGUUAGCAAAUGUUAGCAUGCUAACAUGCCUGAUUCUGAUGGGCAGCACUUCAUCUGUUUAAGAUUAGCAUGUUAGCAUUGUCAUUGCCUGUUAGGAUGCUAACAUUAGCAUUAGCCCGAGUACAGGCUAACAACUGUGCUAGUCUUUUUUUUUCUGUUCAUUAACUGGAGAAUGUUCUCUUAAGACUCUAAAACUUUAAUAAAAUAAGACAUUUUGGGGCGUCGUGGCCUAGUGGUUAGGUAGUGCCCUAUGUACAGAAGCGGACCGUCAUGGUUCAAGUCCGACCUGUGGCUCCUUUCCUGCAGGUCAUUCCCGUCUCUCACUCUGAUCUCUGACUCUGUCCACUUCCUGUCUCUAAAUAAAGGAAUAAAAUAAAUAUCAAAACAUUCUGAAAAAGAGAAAUUGAUCUUUGGUUUCAAUAAUUCACAAUAAAGUUUAUUUUAAUAAAAACCUGUGAACGCACACUUAUUAAACAUUCAGACACUCUGUGACCUCUCUGGUUCAUCACAGAACUUCAAACCUUCACGAGAGCCCAGAAACCCGCUGGACCAGUGAGAGUCCGGCGUCUGUUGGACUGAUUCUCCUGGUGGUUCUGGUUCUGAUGAUCCUCAUGGUUCUGAUGGUUCUGGUUCUGGUUCUGAUGCUUCACGUUGUACUCGGAGGGUUCUUCACGCCGUCUCUGAACUGUGUCAUGAUGUUCUGUUUUAGACUCUUUGUGUUUCACGCUGUGUGAGCAGAAGGUCAGACGAUCUGGAUGAACGUCCCGGCGUUUGGAUGAAGUUUAGAAAUGUGAUUCAAACUGAAAUAAACAAAUAACAACAACA
This is a messenger RNA of Labrus bergylta (ballan wrasse), 6322 nucleotides long. The record is from RefSeq and is a predicted model, not a curated record. NCBI's taxonomy places the organism in Eukaryota, Metazoa, Chordata, Actinopteri, Labriformes, Labridae.